CAUAUCAAGCACAGGGUGGUUAAUGUACUUAAAACCUAGAUUGCUCAGAUGUAAACAAUCAUCGGUGUAUCCGUAUAUUUUUAGUUUUUAUAUUAAUAAACAAUUUUAUUUAACGUUUACACUAAACAAAUGGAAAAGAUAUGUCGAGUUUGCCUGGCGAACCACGACGAACUGGUCAAUAUAUUCAAUGGAAAGACAAAACUCGGAUUCUCGAUUCCGGAUAUGAUUGCCCAGUGGUCCGGCUAUGGAGUUUCAAAAGGCGACUCCCUUCCCGAACACAUUUGUCCAAGUUGCCUGGAAGAUGCGCAACAUGCAUGCAAGAUUCAAAAGUCGUUAAAAACCCCAAAGGUCGAACCUGCGGAUUUGGUUGAAACUAAUCAAUCCAAUGAACACGUUCAAGAGUACGAAAUAUGUGUUGGCGACCUAUAUCAAUCGGAUUACCAUACUCUGCGAACUAAGGAUGCUUCUGCGGAUCAUAAGGCUUCGGAUGCCCUAGUGCUUCCGCACGAUACAUGGAAAUUCAAUGGUCAUGACCGUACCCAUCGUCUCGCCAGCGAAACAGCUAGCAAGGACGCAAAAACUGUGAUAUCCACACCGGUUGACAAGCAAAACAACUGGCUGGACACUCGAGAAAAACGAUUUAAAUGUUAUUUCUGCCCAAAGGCCUUUAAGCUCAAAUAUCACCUUACAAAGCACAUCCGGACUCAUACGGGAGAGCGACCCUUUCAGUGUGCACACUGCCACUGGUCCUUCAAACAAAAGUACCAUCUUAAACGACACAUGCUCGUCCACACAGCGGUUUGACCAUACAAAUGCUCAAAAUGCGAAAGGGCCUUUAAGAUUCACUAUUCGGAAAGUCUGGAAAAUUGAAAUCAAACACAACGCAUUGUAAUUUAAUAUAAAGCUAAGGCUUAGAAAAUCACCUAAGUAAUAAAAUAACGUUUUUAC
Molecule: messenger RNA, 948 nt
Organism: Drosophila erecta
Lineage: Eukaryota; Metazoa; Arthropoda; Insecta; Diptera; Drosophilidae
Product: zinc finger protein 202
Exons: 2
Coding region: 130-804 (224 amino acids)
Cellular component (GO): nucleus
Molecular function (GO): zinc ion binding
Source: RefSeq, a predicted model, not a curated record